AUGGAUGCUGUGCUCGUGGUGGCGGGUUUGGCACUUCUAUGGGUGCCCAUACAUGUGAGCCUCACCUUCAGCGAUUUUGUGGACCUGAGACAAUGGAUUUCCUCCAUGACAGAGCGGGAGGUACAGGAUGAACGUAAGGAAGCGAGGGCAACCAGGAUUGAAGAGGAACUGUUGAAUCUUCGCCAGAGGAACUACAAGUGUGUCAGCCGCUGCGUGUGCCACAUCAACUUGUUGACCAUUUGUGGCUUGAUCCAUGAAGCCGUCGCAGUUCCAGGCUUUGACACGUUUGCAGCAGCUAUAUUUUGCAUCUUCGGCUACGCACAACACCUGAUGGUGGGGCACGAGCUGGUGGAAUUGACGGCAGGUAGACUCAAGUUUCUUUCCUGCACCAUGCAUGUGAUGUUGGCCCUGCAAAUUAUCAGCACCGCUGCCAACGGCACGGACUCCUUGAAAUUUGCAAUGAUGCAAGGCUUUCAGGUCGCGAUUCGCUUUUGCGCAGUCGUCCUGUUUUUAGAUCCAUGGAUCACUAUCCCUUUCCAGUUUCUGUACACAGCAAUGGACAUGUCCGCGUUCCUCCUUGUGUUCGACCAUUCGGGUGCGGCUCUUUCGGGGCUAUGUGUCAGCCAUUUCUUCAUCCUCACCACCACCACUGCAUGCUCCUUGAUCGUUGACUGGCUUCUGCGGGGCCGAUUUGAUGCUCUCCUUGACACCACCGAUGCAGAGUCAUUGGUGUGUAGCUUCCGCCGGGUACUGAGGGGAGCAUGUGACGGGGAAGUUCUACUGGACAGCCAGAUGAAGAUUGCCCAGGAGAGCCAGUGCUUGCAGCAUUUGAUCUUGACGAAUGUGAGUCUGAAGGGCCGAUCUUUUCCACAUUUGCUGGUGGAUCAGGAUGGGCCACGCUUCAGGGAAUUCAUUAAUUCCUCCACGGCGGAUGUGUCCGAAUCCACGGAGUCGAGGCUCUCUGUCCCCCUGUGCCUGCGAGUGUCGUUUCGUGGAUCAGCAGGCAUACAGGUUGCUGCAGAUAUUUACCAUGUGGCUGUACCAGGUCUUUUUGGUUCCAGUGAUCCCUACCAUUUGAUUGCUUUCAAAGAGGAUUCAGAUCCACGUCCACCACCUGAAGCUCAGAAUGAUGCUGUGCCCUCCGAGCUUGUGAAUGCUUGGGACCGGUCUCCGAGCCCUUGCGAAGCAAACCCUAGCAUGUCCACGGUCUCGGGAAGCACAGGGAGAAGCUCACGUUUCCAGAACCCUUGUCCGGAACUGCAGGAGAUCACCUUGCUUGUUGAUACAAGCACAGAAUUCCAGGAUGUGCAACGGGCACACGUGAACUUUGAGCGGAAAGAGGACAGGGAUCGUUCGAUGUCUACCUUCCGCUCUACAAUGCCCAGCUUGCACAAGCUCCUGAAACCCAGCGAUUGGGAGAAGAUUGGCUCAAGCAUUAGAAGGUUUGUUGAGAGGGGCUCGCAGGAUCCGCAAAUUCAAAUCAAGAAGCUAAAGCGGAUGACCUUCCAGUUGCCUGGUCAAAGUGGAUGGAUGAUUGCCGAGGAGGCCACUUUGCACCUAAUACAAGGCACCCAAAAAGUGUGGCUGUAUUUGAAAGGUUUUCGCCCGGAGAAAGCCCUGGGUUUGUUGCCCCUGGAUGGAAUUCAGGAGGGUGGCAUGAGAGAGCGCAGACGUGCAGGCAAUCCCCUGACCUCCGAUCCAGGAUCGGACAGGAGCUCAACUUUUAAUUGA
Molecule: messenger RNA, 1731 nt
Organism: Durusdinium trenchii
Lineage: Eukaryota; Dinophyceae; Suessiales; Symbiodiniaceae
Source: the annotation of a GenBank genome assembly